This is a messenger RNA of Dicentrarchus labrax (European seabass), 4124 nucleotides long. Its product is annotated as transcription factor AP-4. Bases 277 to 1275 code for a protein of 332 amino acids. Gene Ontology annotation, biological process: regulation of transcription by RNA polymerase II. Gene Ontology annotation, cellular component: nucleus. Gene Ontology annotation, molecular function: protein dimerization activity; RNA polymerase II cis-regulatory region sequence-specific DNA binding; DNA-binding transcription factor activity, RNA polymerase II-specific. Lineage: Eukaryota; Metazoa; Chordata; Actinopteri; Moronidae. The record is from RefSeq and is a predicted model, not a curated record. The transcript is spliced from 7 exons.
GACACGUAGUAGGCGGAGGCAAGAAGCCACACACACACACAUUGGAGGGAACCCCAUCAGCUGUGGGAAGCAACACAGCCUGAACUUACUUUUAUUUCUCUAAGUCUAUUCUUCCGAUUACCUGAUUUUGAAGCGGUAUUUUAGAUAUGCGCCAUUAAGGUGUACAGCGAGAGCUCUGUGCUUAGAAACGUGUAUUUUUAACAAGGACAGCAGUGGAGGAAGAAAGAAAAAAAAAACAGACAGAAAACACGGACUACAGAAGGUGGCUUUGAAAGCAUGGAAUAUUUCAUGAUGCCGACAGAGAAGAUACCGUCCUUACAGCAGUUCAAGAAGACGGAGAAGGAUGUUAUUGGAGGUCUCUGCAGCCUGGCCAACAUCCCCCUCAGUCCGGAGACGGCCCAGGACCAGGAGAGACGAAUCCGCCGUGAGAUCGCCAACAGCAACGAACGCCGGCGCAUGCAGAGCAUCAACGCAGGCUUCCAGUCCCUCAAAACACUCCUGCCCCACACAGACGGAGAGAAACUCAGCAAGGCGGCCAUCUUGCAGCAGACGGCGGACUACAUCUUUGCCUUAGAGCAGGAAAAGACACAGCUCCUGGCACAGAACAACCAGCUCAAACGCUUCAUCCAGGAGUUUAGCGGCUCAUCACCCAAGAGGAGGCGAGCUGAGGAGAAGGAUGAAGGGAUUGGGUCUCCAGACACCCUGGAGGAGGAGAAGGUGGAGGAGCUGAGGAGGGAAAUGUUAGAGCUGCGGCAGCAACUGGACAAGGAGCGCUCAGCUCGUAUGCAGAUGGAGGAGCAGGUGCGAUCUCUGGACACCCAGCUGCACCCCGAGCGCCUCAAGGUGAUCACUCAGCAGGUGGAAGAGGAGCAGGCAAUCCUCCAGAGCCAGACGCUGUUACGGCUGCAGCAGAUCCAAGCCGCUGACAGGCAAACACACAGUCCACAGGUGCUGGCUCCUCCCACUCCCCCAGCCCCUACCCACCACCCCACGGUCAUCGUCCCAGCCCCAACACUAACCCAGCAACCCCAUCAUCACGUCACCGUGGUGACCAUGAGCCCGUCAGCCCACACCAGCACUGUGUCCACGUCCAGACAGAACCUGGACACGAUUGUGCAGGCCAUCCAACACAUCGAACGCACUCAGGAGAGGAGAGCGAGCGCCGAAGAAGAGCAGAGGCGAGCGGUCAUCGUGAGUCCUGCCCACGUCGCCAUGGACACCGCCUGCUCGGACACAGACACCGACACAGAGGGGGAGGACUGCUCAAUGAACUGAUCCAACCCCAUGAACUCACACACAAAACACACAAACACUUAAAAUACCUACUCACUGUAAGAUUCCCUCCAGGCGCUUGACUACUUUUUAAAAAAAGAAAAAGAAAAAAGAAAUCUGUCUUUGGCAUUAUCCAAACUCUUAAAUCCAGUGGUUAAGCUUUGUCUCAGUCUCGUACUGUAAAAUCUCUGACGAUUGAAAACAUAGGAUGGUCAGCGUGCAGAGGAGGCCUUGUGGGAUUUCUAGAGGCUGUUUCUCCCCCCCAACGUCAGAGCCGGUCUGUGGCUACUUGAAAACUUGAGGGCCUCCUCGUGUAAAAAGCUAUCAGCAUCAGUCCGUCCUUCAUGUGUGUUUAUGUGUGCUACGUAACAGUCGCAGUAUCACAAUUACCCAUCGUCUCUGGCACGCUGACAGUAUUAUUUGUGCUACAAAUUGAUGGAGUCAGUACAAUGGAGAGUUGAAUGUAACAACACAAUAAGCAAGCAGCUCCUGAUUCUCAAAAGAAGGAUGGAGUUGCAGUUAUUUCUUCCCCUGUCUUAAUUUGUUUUUUUUUCUUUUUGUUUCCUGGUUGGCCAGGUGAUAUUCUAGUGCCACAAAACCCAACUUAAACUACAACAGAAGGCAUUUCUAAAAUUUAACAAGUUUGGGAAAAAUUUAAACUUAAUUGCAAAGCUAAUUUGAGGAUAGAUGUUGAAUGAAAUCAUGUCGGAUUUACUUGAAAAAAAGGUUGUGUUUUUGAUAUCUAAAUAAGCCCUUAAAAAUAAGCUGUUGAACAAUUUACAUUGAUCGUCUUUUGGUUUUAAUGUUUUUCAUGUUUUUGUUAACUUUUUUUUCUGUCAGGGUUACUGAAUGUUGAAGGUAAAAGAUUUUGUUAUAUUGAGAUUAACAACUUAAAAUUGAGGGUUUGUCAGGUUAUAACAGGGAACCGGAGGCCUGGAGAUGAAUUUUACAAAAUGUUUAAAUUGGGCCCUUUCAUAUAUCUACUGGUGGCAGUGGUUGUUGCACCGUUAACCUAAAAAAAACAGGUUUUUAAAAAUAGAUAAAACCACAUGUUGACUGGUUGCUGGAACACAAAUUUUCAGUUUCAGUCUAACACAAUUUGACUGGAUCAAAUGUAGUCCUUUUUUUGGCUGAUGUGAAAAUCUGAAACAGAUUUCCAUGAUUCACAGGCUCCGUGUGCAUGAAGGCUUCCGGUUUUCCUUCAAAGACUUCCAGUCUAUCUUCUGGUCUUGGAUUGUUGAUUUCAGUGACUAUGCACUAGAGUUGGUAUUUAUGCAAUUCCAUCUUCAGUACAUUUGUUGGUAUCAUUUAUACAUGAGGGGCAGUUAUCUAUGCACCGUUGAUAGGUGUGUACAUUACACCUACAGUAUAUGUUUGAAACAAAGAAUGUAGUCUCUACUUGUAAGGUGCUCUUCGUCAAACUGGGGCUCUGCUGACCAGCAGUGCACUCAGGCCCAAAACCCUUUGUGUAACUUCACACUCGAUCACGUUUAUUACACGUGUCUGAAUAUUUUUGCUAAAAUGAUAUGUGUCAUUUCCCCAUCUUGGAAGUGCUUUGAGAGUAGAGGAACAGGGAAGAGUUGUGUCUGAUUACAAAUGACAACAUACAUAUAUAUAUAUAUAUAUAUAUAUAUAUAUAUAUAUAUAUAUAUAUAUAUAUAUAUAUAUAUAUAUAUAUAUAUAUAAUAUUUUAUAUAUAUAAUAUUUUAUAUAUAUAUAUUAAAAAAAACUAUAAAACACAGGCAGGCCACAUCUUACUGAACUCCAACACAGAAAGCAUAAGUGUGGGGAAAGAAAAGCUCUAGCUGGAAAACAGCAGCUUUAUUGUGAUACUAAGCACGUACUUGCAGAUCGGUGUACAUUUUCGGUGCAUCAGAUGCCACAAAAAGUCCAGAACUCUAAUGAAAAGCACUGAACUGAAUUGUAGAUCUCUCCCCAAAAUCUCCAUCUCUCUAAAAUGCACGAAGUCUGUCCACCUCAUGUUUUGUUGCUUAUAUAUUCUCUCGGGAAUUUGACUGGAAAUCCCUGCUUCGAGCCUCCCUCCUGUCAUACUCAAUUUGAUAUGCUGACUUGAUGCUGUAAACAUUCCUUUUUAUUUGGAUUUGUAUCUGUCUUUUGAUCUCUUAUAUGUUCUGUUGCCAAUUGAAUGCAUGUUACUAAUAGCUGUUUUCUCUCUCUCUCUAAAGCGGGCUUUUGUUUUGACAUUUUGUUUCCUUUAUUGCGGGUUUCCCAUUUUUUUUCAUUAACACACGACGGAUGUGUUCAGUGUGAAACUGUCUUGUGUGCGAUGCGUGGACACUAUUCACUCACUGACAUCAAUUUUGUAUCUGGUUAGACAAUUAUUUUUCAUGCCAAACGGGGGGAAAUUCUCAUUUUGUUUGUGAAACUUUGAGGGUAUGGUGUUUUGCUGACCAAUGGUAAGAAUUGAAUUUAGGCUAAUGUGUGUUUUUGGUCAGCUAAACACUUUUCCCCAAACGUUUCUGUACAUUGUGUUGCAGCACUGCUGUCUUUUUGGUGGAAUUUGAGAUAUUUGAUAUGAAGCACUUGCUGUUCUGUACUGCCUGAAUCAAUGAUGAGGAAAAUAUUUUUUUUUAGCCAUUUAUUUUUUUGUAAACUCUUUUGCUGUGACACAACAGCAGUUUGUUAUGUUCUGCUCUUCUGUCUUUUCAUCUGUCUUUCUUGUCCUGUUUUCCAUUUUUGGUGACACGCAUUUUUUAUAUUUUUGUGAUGUUUUUUUUUCCCAUCAGUCCAGGUCGAUGAGAAGCUGUUAUAUUUUGUUUAUAAAAACUUGGGUAAACAGGCCUUUGUAAAGAUGAAAAAAAAAUAAAAUUUGUACUUUUUUUAUUACACUC